Molecule: messenger RNA, 1887 nt
Organism: Symbiodinium natans
Lineage: Eukaryota; Dinophyceae; Suessiales; Symbiodiniaceae
Source: the annotation of a GenBank genome assembly
AUGCAACUUUGUACAUGGCUUGCUCUGGUGCUCUGGAGAUGGAGCACGCCCAUCGCUGCCUCCCGCGUUGCCGGGAAGGUCGGCCAGUUCGGGCGGCUCGCGCUGAGCAACGCGUCCGAGUCAGGCCCCCACGCGAGUCACGCGAGCUGCAACCGGGCCGUGGAGGAGCUCGAGCGGAAGUUCGAGGCGCGCAGCGCGAUGCAGUCGGCGAAAGACUCGCUGGGGCACACUCACAAGGUCGACUAUGGCCUGAUCGCGGAGAGCGGGGUGAGCGUCGUAGAUGGCUUCACCGACCUCUCCUGGAAGGUCGAGGUGUCCUCUGAGCAGAAGAGGAUCAUAGACGGGGUGGGCAAGACGGUCCAGGGCGUGAGCGGCGUCAUGCUUGCGAUCUCGCCCACACUUGGGCCAGCCGGGCCUGUAGCCGCCGGCAUCUCCACUUGCCUCAGCCUGCUGGCUGGGGGCAUGAUGGUCGCAACGGAGACGGCGACGCCCUGCCCGGACCAGCAGCUCGACGCCCUGACGGAGCGUGUGAACUCCGGCUUCAACAUGCUGGGCUUGCAGCUCGCUGAGCUGACCGAAGAGACGCGCAAGGUGCAGAAGGCGAUCAACAAGCUGGCCGAGGACCUCUCGCAGCAAGUCACGCAGGUCCUGCACAAGCUGACCCAGGUCCAGAUCCAGCUUGUGCAGAACUACAUGAAGCGUGACCUUGUCGACAUGAGGAUCAUACACAGCCGCCACCAGGACUUCCUUGAUGCGGUGCAAAGCGGUAUGGCGGCCAAGGAUAUUCACGCCAUUCUCUCACGAACGAUCAGAGCAGAUCAAGUUCGGUAUGACCAGCUGCGACAGGGGCUUGAGGGGAACUUGGACACCUGGCUCAACUGCGAAAGCUGCGGUGGAAAGGCUGCAGCCGCACUGUGGUUCACGCAGGCGUACGCAGCGCGCGUGGAGAUCUUCAACCUGAUGUACUUCUACGACCUCGUGGAUGGGCACGUGGACAUGGCAGUUCUCCGUCGCAGGCAUCUCGAGGAGGACAGCAGGGAUUGGACCGCCAAGAUCGUCAGUCUGGGGCUGGGGUGUUGGCUGCGCCUGCAGCCCGAAGAGCUUGCUCCGUACCUGCAGGUGCCCCUUGCCGUCCAGGGCCAGGCGCGGCAGUGGGGCACCCAGAUGAGGCACUGGAAUGCCACGCUGCGCGUCGAGGCGGCGCGGAACCUGCGAGAACUCGCCAUUCAGUCAAGGGCAGCUGCAGCGAUGGCUGUGUCGGAGCUGCAGGCGGCGGUCCAGGCGAAGACCAUGCUGGCCUCGGGGGACAGCUCGUGGGGGAGGGACUACUGCAAGUGCGUGUACUCGCGUCGCAUUCAUGGUGCUCAGGGCUUCGGAUGCCAACGCAGCUGCACAGGUGGCACUGCCGAGUGGUUUUCCGUCACCCGCAAUGGGCGCCUCCUGUUCGCUGGCGAGGAGCCCUGGAAGGCAACUUGGGAGGUGGGCCAUGACCCCUCGGACAUCUUGAACAAGGGGCCCUGGAAGAACUACACCACCUCGGCUCACUACCAUCCCAUCGAGGCCCCGGGCAUGUUCCAGGUGCGAUUCUCCCCGGAAAACGCCACGGACCCACGCACCAACACCGCCUACUGCCUCAUGGGCGGCUAUGAAAGGCUACUCGUGAUACCAAGCUGCCGCAAUUUGGUGGACUGGAGAGCCCUGCACGUCGCGUCCUGCGUCGAAGCGUCGCGGGCCUUGGGAGCCAUCGGCUUUCCGGCCGCAGUGGAGGCUGCAGGGGCACUCCGCGCCAUGGCCGACCACGUGGAUCCCGGCGAUGUCUUCCGCCCGUGCGCCGACGCGGCGCAGGCUGCCCUGCAAGAGUUGCAACCUGAGAGCGCCGGGGCCUGA